AUGGAGAAGUAUAUGGGAGCUGAAGGUCCCAAGAAUGUUAAACUGCUUAUGUGGAAAGUAGGUAAUGAGCUGCUAGCUUUUAAGAGGAACCUGUUUCAAAAGAAAAUCAUAGAAAAUCCUUAUUACCCUAUUUGUAAAAAGGAAGAGGAAACAACCAUGCAUGUGUUAUGGCAGUGCCCUAUAGCAAGUGAUGUAUGGUCAGAAUUCCAUAGUGUGGUGCAGAAGUGGAACAAGAAUGAAGAUGACUUGCUGUCUUUGUGGGAGAGAUUAAUGGAAAGGGUGAGUAAGGUUGAAAUGGAAGAGAUAGCUACUGUUAUGAGGAGCCUAUGGUUGAGAAGAAAUGAAUUCAUAUUUGAAGGGAAGUUCAAAAGUCCAAGUCAAGUGGUUAGGACAGCAAGGGAAGGGCUCAAUGAAUUCCGAAUGGCUCAACAAAAUGUAAAGGAAAGACAAGAUAGAAGUGAAGAAAGGAGGAAUCAGAAAUAG
Molecule: messenger RNA, 483 nt
Organism: Juglans microcarpa x Juglans regia
Lineage: Eukaryota; Viridiplantae; Streptophyta; Magnoliopsida; Fagales; Juglandaceae
Exons: 1
Coding region: 1-483 (160 amino acids)
Source: RefSeq, a predicted model, not a curated record